GCGGGGCGGAGUGGGAGUCGGUUAAAGUUCGAGCGCAAAGAGCCGCCGGCUUCGUUCAUCCAGCGGUCCGUUGAGCGAGGAGCUGCUGCUUGUUGCUGCCAUGGCCGCCUUAGUGAAGAAGAUCAUCAGCACCGCGAAGGCUCCGGCUGCCAUGGGCCCUUACAGCCAAGCAGUGUUGGUAGACAGGACCAUGUAUAUCGCAGGGCAACUAGGCCUGGAUCCCUCAAAUGGACAAUUUGUACCUGGAGGAACAAAGGAACAAGCCAAACAGGCCCUUCACAAUAUUGGAGAAAUUCUGAAAGAUGCUGGCUGUGACUAUGACAAUGUGGUGAAGACUACUGUGCUGAUGGCUGACAUGAAGGACUUUGAUGAUGUGAAUGAAAUCUACAAGCAAUUCUUCAAGUGCAACUUUCCAGCCCGAGCCGCUUACCAAGUUGCUGCUCUGCCAAAAGGUGCACGUGUGGAAAUUGAAGCUAUUGCCAUCACUGGACCUCUGCAAGAUGCCCCACCACGACUAUAAACCUAGUUGUUCUUGGUAUUUUCCUUCCACAGGAUCAGGAAUGAUUUGUGUAGGGAUUCAGUUCUGACACUGGCUUCAUAUAAUGUAGUCAAAUUCAGGACUGGGAUCCUACAUGAAUUCUUCUGGCAAAGAUCCUCCUCCCGCAUCCCCUUUCUACUGUGCCAUAAAUGCUCUGAGCCCUUGCAGGAUUUGGUACACAUGAAGCUCAUUAAAGAUCUGAAUACUUGGGUACAUCUUGGCCCUUGAAGUAGUAUUUUGAGGGAGACUGUGAAAUAGUUUAUGGAAAAAAUUAAUGUAGAUUCAUUCCGUAGUGAUUAGAAGCCAAGAUAGCAUUCUUGCUAUGCACUACAUUAAGCAACCCUACCCAUAAAAAUGUUUGACGGAAAGACUAUGAUGGAAUCUUUCGGAAUACUGUAUUGGAGGUGGAUGUUAACUUUAGAUUUAGCCACUUUGAAAAACAUAGUCUUGGACUUCUGUCCUGACCCCAUCUGACUUACUAAACAACCUAAUGUUGAUGCCAAUUUUAUACUGAGAGGAUCUUUUGAGGUGUUUUGUAUUUUUAAAUAACAUUACCUUCAAAAAUAGCUAAUUUUAAUUAACUUUGUGGUUGUGGGGGUGUUACAUAAUAAACCAGUUGCAUAAAGUA
Podarcis raffonei (Aeolian wall lizard) is the source of this 1166-nucleotide messenger RNA. RefSeq names its product reactive intermediate imine deaminase A homolog (gene RIDA). NCBI's taxonomy places the organism in Eukaryota, Metazoa, Chordata, Lepidosauria, Squamata, Lacertidae. Gene Ontology annotation, molecular function: deaminase activity. The coding region runs from base 101 to 520 and encodes 139 amino acids. The record is from RefSeq and is a predicted model, not a curated record. Gene Ontology annotation, cellular component: cytosol. The transcript is spliced from 6 exons.